This is a messenger RNA of Suncus etruscus (white-toothed pygmy shrew), 1200 nucleotides long. It is a transcript of the gene SAXO2, whose product is annotated as stabilizer of axonemal microtubules 2. The transcript has a single exon. Gene Ontology annotation, biological process: microtubule anchoring. NCBI's taxonomy places the organism in Eukaryota, Metazoa, Chordata, Mammalia, Eulipotyphla, Soricidae. The record is from RefSeq and is a predicted model, not a curated record. Bases 25 to 990 code for a protein of 321 amino acids. Gene Ontology annotation, molecular function: microtubule binding. Gene Ontology annotation, cellular component: centriole; cytoskeleton; ciliary basal body.
CCUUCAUGCAGACUUUCUGGUCACAUGUCAUUUCUGUUUGCCCCAGAUGACUACAGGGUCUGGGCUGUUCCAAGGCGCAAACUGCACAAGCCGGAGCACAUGUAUCAGCCCCCCACAGCACAGUUCGGGAACCUUACCACCUGCCAGGUUGACUUCAUUCCCCACGAGAUCGCGCUGCAGCCCAGCCUCAAACCCCACAAGGUGGGCCCAUACCCUACUGCCCCUUUCAAUGGCGAUACCAGCCACCGCCGGGACUACAUACCCUAUGAGUUGCCGCCUCGGCCGGUGAGGCCCCAGGCCAAGUACAAGGCCGCCAGUCAGCCCAUGGAGAGCCUCACCACCCAUCGUGGGGCCUUCCGGGGCCUUGCUGGCCCAGCUGCCAAGCCCUACAGACCUACGGACACCCGGGCCAGCCCCAAGGCCCACUUUGCAGGAAGCACGGAGUUCAGGGAGAGCUUCCAGCCCUGGCAGGUGGCGCCCCCCAAGGUCAAGGUGCCACCUGAGUACAUGCCCCCUGUGGGCACCAUGCAGCAGACUAGCACCAGCCACCUAGACUACGUCCCCCACCAGGCAGCACGUGUGCCCCCUGCCAAGCCAGCGGCCCACAGGAGCAGCAGCCAGGGCCCCUUCCAGGGCACCAGCACCACACACCAUGAUUUCCCCGCCUGGCAGGCCAGAGGCCAGGAGCCUGUGCGGCCGCAGCAGCUGCUGCCCGGCCCAUCGGGGAAGUUCGAGGGCCUGAGCACCUUCAAGUCUCACUACGUGCCAUAUGCCCUGAUCCCCACGCAGAGCUGCAGGCCCCCACCAGGCCCUGCACGAAGCAAGGUGCCUUUCCAUGCUGCGACUGUGUAUGCCACUGAGUACAUCCCCAAACGGCCAGCAGUAUGUCCGGCCAGCUUCUCCUCGCCCCCUGGCUACAUCUUCACGAAAACGGACUCCCGUGGCCACCAUUUCUUCCGCCAGCUGACCCCCAUGGUGGAGGCCUUCUGAGGACCAAAAGCCAGCUGCCUGGGGUGAGACCAGCUCCACAGAGUAGGUAAGAGAGAAUGAGAGCCCAAAUCGAGCACACCUUCACUUCUGAGACAGCCAAAUAGAAGACUGUGUCAAGCUCAUGAAAACAAAGAUCAGUAAAUGGAUGACAUUAGACCAAGAAGCUUCUUCCCCUCUUCAGGAAAUGCAAGCCAGAACACAAAGACAACA